GGCGCCCUCGGGCCCGCCGCCCGCCCCUGCCGGAGAAGGGCCUCCCGGAGGCGGACGCUCCGCUCAGCGAGUCUUCACGGCGACCUCGCAGGGAACGUUUUAAAGCAGAAACAGGAACUGCUUUUGCUGAAAACUGGGCCCACAGUUGGAACACCCCAGAGGCCGUGUGCUGGUAGCCAGGACCCUGCCUUGCCUGUGCGUCGGAGCUGCCUCCCGCCUGCCCUGGCUCGGGGCCCGGGGUCCAUGUGGUCCCACUCAGGGGUAAAGACGUCUUGGACGUGGCCUCGGCAUGUCGGCCGCGCCGGCCCCCAGCCCCGAGGAGAAGCCCCGCGGGACGCUGCCACUGGGCUGGGCCUCACUCUGCAGCCACCAUGGCGAGAAGGCAGCCGUGGCGCGGGCUGCGGGCCCGCCCGAGGAGCGCGUGCUGGCCGUCACCAUCACCGAGACCACGGUCAUCGAGUCGGACCUGGGCGCGUGGAGCUCCCGGGCACUGCUCUACCUCACCCUGUGGUUCUUCUUCAGCUUCUGCACCCUCUUCCUCAACAAGUACAUCCUGUCCCUGCUGGAGGGGGAGCCCAGCAUGCUGGGUGCGGUGCAGAUGCUGUCCACCACGCUCAUCGGCUGCGUCAAGAUCUUCGUCCCCUGCUGUCUGUACCAGCACAAGCUGCGGCUCUCCUACCCGCCCAACUUCGUCACCACCAUGCUGUUUGUGGGGCUCAUGAGGUUCGCCACUGUGGUUCUGGGCCUGGUCAGCCUGAAAAACGUGGCAGUGUCGUUUGCUGAGACCGUGAAGAGCUCGGCCCCCAUCUUCACGGUGAUCAUGUCCCGGAUGAUCCUGGGGGAGUACACCGGCUUGCUGGUGCACCUGUCCCUGCUGCCGGUCAUGGGCGGGCUCGCGCUCUGCACCGCCACCGAGGCGAGCUUCAACGUGUUGGGCUUCUCCGCGGCCUUGUCCACCAACAUCAUGGACUGUUUACAGAACGUCUUCUCUAAAAAGCUGCUCAGUGGGGACAAGUACCGGUUCUCGGCCGUGGAGCUGCAGUUCUACACCAGCGCCUCGGCCGUGGCCAUGCUCGUCCCCGCCUGGAUCUUUUUCAUGGACUUGCCCGUCAUCGGCAGGAGUGGGCGGAGCUUCCACUACACGCAGGACAUGGUGCUGCUGCUGCUGGCGGACGGCGUGCUGUUCCACCUGCAGAGCGUCACGGCCUAUGCCCUCAUGGGGAAGAUCUCCCCGGUGACCUUCAGCGUGGCCAGCACCGUGAAGCACGCCUUGUCCAUCUGGCUCAGCGUCAUAGUCUUUGGCAACAGAGUCACUAGCCUGUCGGCCAUCGGCACCGUCCUGGUCACCGUCGGCGUCCUGCUCUACAACAAGGCCAAGCAGCACCAGCGCGAGGCCAUUCAGAGCCUAGCCGCUGCCGGCAGCCAGACACCGGAGGGCGACCUGGAGCCCCUGGUGCCCAAAGACCCCAGACCGCACCACUGAGCCUGAGCAGCCCCGGGGACCCCUGCUCCCCUCCUGGGUUUCCCUCAAAACCAGAGGAAACCCAAGUCAGGGGUCCCACAUAUCCGCUUCCGGGGGCUGUGGGGCACUGGCCUGGGGAGGUCGACCCCUACCUUGACAACCCCCCUCACCACCCAGGCCUGUCAGUCCCGAAUCCACUGGGGAACCACCACUAGGGGCGACUGAAGGGGAGCAGGGUCGGAUUGCUGCGCAGCAGGAGCCACUCCCCAAGAGCCAUCAAGGCCCGCAGGCACAUCCCACCCCCAUCAGGGUCCACGCGCAUGUCCUCGCGCCCCUACACCCCAGAGCUGCCAGCGCCGGCCCACCUGGGGAGGCUCCUGCCGGGCUCCAGCGAGACCCUCUGCUCUUCCUGACUUAGAGCCUCAGACACCGGAGUGUGUCCUGGGUGUGGGGGUGCCCGACCGCCCCUGUGGCUUGUGUGAAAGCCUCUUCCCCCGCCUGCCUUCCCUCAGAGGGUCAUGAGUGGCCGUAGGAAGAGCGUUCAGCCUCUUGGCUGUGUCUAGAGUGAUGAUGAGUUUCACAAAGGAAACUGGCAGCAACGGCUCUGGGAUGUCAGCCCAGCAGGCCUCCCUCGCAGCCUCCAGCCCACUGGGCUGGCACUCCCUGCCAGACCCGCCCCCCGGGGUGGACGGCUGUCCCGUCAGGUCAAGGCCUCCAUCCUCCUCGCGCUAGUCCUCAGCUCACACCUUGACAGGGUUUCGAGGACUAGUCCACCAAGGCUGGGCUGGUCUCUGGGGCCAGGAUGCACCCUGGCUGGCUGACGCCCUUCUGUGGGACCAAGUGGACUAUUGGAAAACUGCUUGACCCAGCCAGCCCGAGGUAGCCCUCCUGGUGUGCACCAUCCUUUAUUUUGCUGGGUUCUUGGUUUGUCAACUGGACAAUGGAAGAGUGGCCCCCUGCAGGCCCUGGCCUGUGAGGAGCAGAGCUGAGGUCACACCCAGCAAAUUCUACCUGAAAAGUUUGCCAAGAGGCUGAGCCACCUGAGGCCUUGAAGCUACCAGCGGGCCUUCGGGGCCUCCCUCAUGCAGAGGACAUGGCCUGCUCCUGUCCCAGCCUCUUUCCUGCCCUGCCAGAGACAAGCCUGGAAGGGGUCACAGCGGGUGGUGGAUGUCAGGUGGCCUAUGAGGACCAGAGCCACUCAGGCUUCGCAGCUGCACUGGACGGAAAUGGCAGUGAGGCCUCGGGUGGACAUAGGACACUGCUCCCAGAGCCCCACAGUCGCAGGCAGCUUCCAGACAGUUCAUUUUCUAAAAUUUUGGACCAGAAACUAUGAUUUUCUUCAGUUAUUUCUAAAUGAGUCAAUUUCUGGCUAAAGUGGUUUGGAGACUUCUGGGUCGGGGGUGAGGAGGCCCCUGAGUUCUACCCCAGCCCCCCUGCCGAGCUGGCAUUGCGCGUGCCACACCAUGCCCAUCCCAGCUCAUCUGCUUGCAAGCACUUCCUGGAGAGCCCUGCACUGAGUGGACAUGAGUCCGGGCGUGGUCAGUGGUGUAGGCAGGACACGGCUGGCUGACCUGUGGCUGGGAGGCUGGGCCUUCCCGACACACCUGCAGCAGCUCUCGCUCUCCGCCUCCACCCCACGGGCACCUCGGCUUUCAAGGACAACGCCAAGGUGCAGGCCUGAAGCGCAGCGGUUCUGGGGCCCCGGUGCCCUGUGAAUCCGCCAUGAGCGGGCGGCGCUGCGGACCUUUGCACAGCUCGAGGCGCCAGAGCAGGAGACGCGGCACAGGAGAGCGAACGCCGCUCGAGGACCGCAG
Talpa occidentalis (Iberian mole) is the source of this 3276-nucleotide messenger RNA. RefSeq names its product solute carrier family 35 member E2B (gene SLC35E2B). The coding region runs from base 290 to 1483 and encodes 397 amino acids. NCBI's taxonomy places the organism in Eukaryota, Metazoa, Chordata, Mammalia, Eulipotyphla, Talpidae. The transcript is spliced from 10 exons. The record is from RefSeq and is a predicted model, not a curated record. Gene Ontology annotation, molecular function: antiporter activity. Gene Ontology annotation, cellular component: Golgi apparatus.